This is a messenger RNA of Drosophila rhopaloa, 1023 nucleotides long. RefSeq lists its product as uncharacterized. Bases 158 to 490 code for a protein of 110 amino acids. The transcript has 2 exons. The record is from RefSeq and is a predicted model, not a curated record. NCBI's taxonomy places the organism in Eukaryota, Metazoa, Arthropoda, Insecta, Diptera, Drosophilidae.
GAGAUGGUCUGGUCUCACUUUGAUUUCUCUCUCUUCCUCCUGACCACGAGCUGUCAACAUGAAAAUAAAGCCGUGAUCUAUUCACCAUCAUUGUCUGGUCCUUCGAGAGCCGGAAUACUUCCGCAUCUACAAACUGUUUUAAGUAAAUCUACACACCAUGGAGCAACAGACGCUUAAACGCCUUACUCAAGCACGUGGUCGGCUAAAGGCGACCGUAACUCACUUGGUCAAUUACAUCGAGAAUCCACCUCCACAGAACACUUACUCCGGAGUCGAUGACACGCUGGCACGGCUAAAUCAAGCCUUCAGAAGCCUUGAGGAGAUCACUGACGAAAUGCACGUGUACGAUAACGUUGAGGGUUUCGAGGAUCCUACCGAAGACUUCCAAGCGUAUGAGGAGAAGCGACCUUCAGCCAAGCGCCAUACCUCAAGCGGAUCACAACCAGAGCUGCCAAAUUGGAUUUUUUCCCGUCAAAACUGGCUUUUUUGAAGACUAACUGCGGGAAAUAUUUGUGAAUUGCGGGAAUUGUGAAAAGCGGGAAUUCUGGCUUUUUUAGAAAUUAAGAAAUUAAAAGCAUCACAGAGUUCCUGGAAUGUAAGAAUAUUGCAGAAAUUGAAUGCCAAAACAAUAACAUUAAUUCGAUCAAGUGGGAAAACAUCAGCGACACAAACAAAUUUUGGUUUGAGGUGCUCCAAUUUAAAGAUUCUGGUGGAAACCGAAGAUAUUUUGGGUUGGCAACUGUGGCCAUCCAAAUAUUAUGUUUGCCCUGGUCAAACGCGGAAAUAGAAAGGGUUUUUAUCCAGGUUAACCUAAUUAAAUCCAAAUUAAGGCAUUCGAUAGGCCUCAGCACGACUAACAGCAUUCUAAGCAUUAGGUAAAGUGUUAUUUACAAACAAAAGAUAUACUGUAUUCAUAUUCUAUUUUAAUAUACAGAAGGUUUGGAAAAUGCUGCGUCGACUAUGAAGUGCCUGUAAAAUAUCUGCGCAUGAUAGGCACUAAUAUGUCAUACGCAAAUAAGGACA